Messenger RNA from Zophobas morio, 2261 nucleotides. Its product is annotated as zinc finger protein 91-like. Gene Ontology annotation, biological process: regulation of transcription by RNA polymerase II. The transcript is spliced from 2 exons. Gene Ontology annotation, molecular function: DNA-binding transcription factor activity, RNA polymerase II-specific; RNA polymerase II transcription regulatory region sequence-specific DNA binding. Lineage: Eukaryota; Metazoa; Arthropoda; Insecta; Coleoptera; Tenebrionidae. Bases 246 to 2219 code for a protein of 657 amino acids. The record is from RefSeq and is a predicted model, not a curated record.
GGUAGUUCUCGAAUUCACGAAAUGUUGACGUUGAGCACCCUAACCUAACUUUUUACAUAAUUUGUUGUUUGUGUGUUAUUUGAACAAAGUUUUGUAACUAUUUUUGCCGGUAGUACAUUUCUGCAGCGACUUUUGGUUGCAACUUAUUUAAUUUUUCCAAAAAUCGAAAUUAUUUUUGACGCGAAAAUGUGAGGUUAAAACUGUGGUGUUUAUCGAAUAGUCUAGAGACGAUUUAGAUUAUCGAAAUGUCAAUUUUGGAGUUUUCUGACUCUGUUCGAGUUCGGGGAAGAUCUUCAUGGAAAAACGUCCACAACUGUAAACAAUGCCCCUAUUUUACAACGUCACUUUUCUCUAUGGUGCACCACGUGAAACGACACAGUUCAACCGUGGAAAAAUUCACAUGCUGUGAAGCCAAAAUCGAACUAUAUUAUUGCAAAGAUUGCGACUUUAAAACCGAACUAACGAUUCUGUUCAAACAACACAUUGAUAAACAUCACGGAAUUAAGAAAGAAUCAAGUCGGGAUUUUGUUGUCGAGAACUACGUUUGCGAAAAAUGCAACUUUGAAACAAAUCUGGUGUUAAAGUGGCUUCAGCAUUCUUCAGCGUGUACAGGAAAGGAAAAAAGUUGGUAUUACUGUGUGGAAUGUCCCUAUAAAGCCAAACUCGAAACCAAUUUAAAACGUCAUAUAGCACACAGUCAUUUGAAAAAGCGGUAUGCUUGUGACAAGUGUCCUUUUCAAAGUAGAUAUCACCGAAGUUUAAAAAUCCACAUGAGUCGGAUCCAUUUAGAUGAACAAGAGGGUGAAUGGUACCUGUGCACUGACUGUUCAUUCAAAACUCGGUAUAAACAAAAUUUAAAAGUGCACGUAACUGUGAAACACCCAAAUGGGGAUAAAAUUAAGUGGUAUGAAUGCAAACAAUGUCCACAUAAAACUAGAUAUAAACAAGCUUUAUUAAGCCACGUAAAUAAAAUCCAUGUAUUUACGCCAUCUAGCCAAGUUGGUGAGUGGUACAAGUGUGAAAAUUGUCCGUUUAAAACAAGGACAAAAAAUAACUUGAAAGUACACAUAGAGUGUUUACACUUGAACAAAGACGACACUAAAUGGUACGAAUGCAAUCAGUGUCAAUUCAAAACCAAGUAUAAAAAUUGUUUAAAGAGACACGUUAUUGUAAAACAUUUAGAUAAAGCAAAAAUUGAGUGGUACGAAUGCAAACUGUGUCCGUAUAAAAGUAAAUAUAAAGUAGGUUUAAGAAUCCACGUGACUAGUCUACAUUUAAAAGAUGCUAAAUGGUAUACGUGUGACAAAUGUCCAUUUAAAACCAGACUGAAACAAAGUUUUAAAGCCCACAUAAAUUUCUCACACGUGAAAGAAGAAAAUAUUAAAUUGUACGAAUGCAACGAGUGUCCACACAAAACUAGGUAUAAAUAUAAUUUACGGAAACACAUAGUUGCACAACAUCAAGACCCUAAAAGAAUUAAAUGGUACGCUUGUGGCAGUUGUCCAUUUAGAACUAAACGCCAGUCCAAUUUAAAAAAUCAUGUAGAAGCUAGACAUUCGGAUGAAACUAAACGCUACGAAUGCGACAAAUGUCCCUACAAAACUAGACUGAGUCGAAAUUUAAAAAGACACACAAUUCUUAUUCAUUCAGACAAUCCAGAAUGGUACGAAUGUGCCAAGUGCUCGUAUAAAACCAAAACAAAACACUCUUUAAAACUGCACGUACAGGCCCAUUUGGACGUCAAACCGUAUCAGUGCAAAUAUUGUCCGUAUGCGUCGAUACACAACGGUGAUUUAAAGCGCCAUAUGGAUUGUCGCCACAUAAAUCAGAUCCACUCAGACGAUGAAAGUGCUGAGUGGUACAAGUGCGGAAAGUGUCCUUUUCAAACUAGGGGGAAAUACGAUCUCAAACGACACAUUAACAAAGUGCAUGAAGAAGACGUCGAGUGGUACGAAUGUAAGGAGUGUCCAUACAAAACUAAAAACCGGUGGACUUUGAAACGUCACGUAAUUUCUAGACAUUUGGAGGAAGAACAAGUCACGUGGUACGAGUGCAGAUAUUGUUCGUAUAAGACGAAAUUCAGCAAUUGUUUAAAGUCUCAUGUAAAUGGAAGCCAUUUGGAUGAUGCGGAAGCUAAAUGGUAUAAAUGCGAACGUUGUUUGUACAAAUGUAAAAAUCGAUCUACUUUCUACAAACACAAAAGGAAAGGGCACGUGUAGAUUUUUGUUUUAAUUGUAGUCUUAAAAUAUUUGUGUUAGCAC